GGGCGGAGGAGGAGGAGGGCCGGCCGCUGCUGGAGCGCGAAGGCGGCUUCCUCCCCCCGGACAGCAGCUCCUCCUCCCCGCGGGCGCUUCCCGUCCCGCUCGCCCCGCCGCCGCCGCCGCCGCAGCCCGGCCUAAGGCGCGAGGAGGGCGCCGGUUGCGCGGCGCAGCGCUCAGGAUCGCGCGGGGCAUGUGGCAGACGCUGGCGCUGGGCGCAGCCUUCUUCCCGAGUCUCUUUGCGCUGGCGGUGCGGAGCCUCGCCUGGAUCGCGCCGGCAUGGAGCCUCAAGGACCGGAUCGUCCUCAGCGGCAGGCUUGUGUCCUCCGUCCAGGCCACGAUGGCGACCCUCUCGGGAAUCGUCGUCAUUUUUAACUGCAAAGAUGUGGUGCACGACAGGCAUUGGGCCGCCCAGGAAUACAUCUGGAUCAUCGUGGCGUACAUGAGCUAUGACAUCUACGUGAUGUACCUUUGCCACUGGCACAAGAGCGAGGAGAAGGGGGUGGCUGAACGGAAGCACUCCCUGGCCAGCCUGAAGAGCUUCCUGCAGAAGGAGAAGCUGAUGGUGACCCACCACCUCUUCAUCCUCGUCGUCCUCACGCCGGUAGCCGUGCACCUCCGAGGCGAGCUGGGCGAUUUCUUCGUAGGCUGCAUCUUCACGGCUGAGCUCAGCACUCCUUUUGUGUCUCUCGGCAAGAUCCUGAUGCAGCUGAAGAUGCAGGAUUCGCGCUUGCACAAGGUGAACGGCAUCCUCGUCCUGGUGACCUUCUUCCUCUGCCGGAUCCUCCUCUUUCCCUUCAUGUACUGGGCCUACGCCCGGCACGCGGGCCUGCCCAUCUACAAGGUGCCUUUCCACAUCCCCGCCCACUGCAACGUGGCCAACGCGCUGCUGAUCGCCCCGCAACUCUACUGGUUCGCCCUGAUCUGCCGGAAGGCCAUGCGCCUCUACAGCGCCUCGCCGGCCCCCGACCGAGCCAGAUAGCGGCAGCUCUGGGCCCGCCCUACAAGCCCUGGGCUCGGAGCCCACUGGCCUCGCCUUCCCCCACCGUUGCCUCGGAGACUGCGCUUGGGGGCCAGGGCCAGGGCCGUGGCGGAGCCGCUGACCUGCAGCGGAAGGCUGGGUUCCUUCUCCUGCCGGGCAGCGGACCGGUCGCCAAAGCCCUCCCUCGCUUCGGCAGGCGGGAGGAUCCACAGCCUGCGAUUGCAGAACGAAGCAGCAGCGUCGCAGAAUCUCUGCAGGAGACCGAAGACUCUGGGGCCUGUCAGCCUUUUUCCCAGCUAGCAGGAUCGGAGGGUGCAAGGAUCCAGCCAGCUGGGGGUCCGACACGCCCGCCUCAUCUCGUCAGGCCCGCCUUGUUCUUGCCUGUCCCACGGACUGCAGGCCGCUGCCUCUGCGGCCCUGCCCCACCCCAAGAUUACCACAGCCUCGGCAGCCAGGCUGGUGGGAAGAAAUUCACACGCUGCCUCCCGUGGCACCAAAUGUUCCCAACCGGCAGGAGACGCUGCACUUCCUUGUUCAGACAGGCAGAGCGCCCUCCUUUCCAGACACUGAAUGGCUGGAGAUUACUAUGGCCUCAGGCAGGUUCUCUGCGUUCGGUGCAUGAGCCGAACUUAGUUUUGUAACAGGGAGGAUGGGCAGGAGAGGAGUGUCACUCCCUUUCCUGAUAAUCUGAAUUUUCAUUUUAAGAAAAAAAAAACACCAAGUUUCUAGCCCCUAGGGAUGCAGAACUGGGCAGUGCACUAUGGAGGCUUUGCAUGCUAAACGUCCCGGGUUCAACCCCUGGCAACACCUCCAGGCAGACCUGGGAAAGAUCCCUGCUGGAAUCCCUCGAGACUUGCUGCCAGUCCGUGCAGACAAUACUGAGCUAGAUGGACCAACGUUUGACUCAUUAGGCAGCAACUUCCAAGAGGAUGGGGCCAUGGUUCAGCAGUAGAUCUUUGCAUACAGAAUAUCCCGGGUUCCAUUCCUGGCUGCAUCUUCCGGGUAGGGCUGGGAGAGACUCCAGCCUGAGAACGUGGAGCAGUGCUGCCAGUCAGGGUAGAUGCUACUAGGCAAAACCCAUGCAAGUGGCAACUUCCUGACAGUCUCAGUACACAUCUCCUGUCCCUGCUGCUCGCGCACGUUUAGGUCCCAUCCAGGACAGAAAAGCUAGGCAGCCUGAAGGUUGAAUUGAGGGAAGAUACUAAUUAUGGAGGAGAACUGGUCUUGUGGUAGCAAGCAUGACUUGUCCCUUUAGCUAAGCAGGGUCCAUCCUGGUUGCAUAUGAAUGGGAGACCAGAAGUGUGAGCACUGGAAGAUCUUCCCCCUUAAGGGGAUGGAACUGCUCUGGGAAGAGCAUCGAGGUUCCCAGUUCCCUCCCUGGCAGCAUCUCCAAGAUCGGGCUGAGAGAGACUCCUGCCUGCAAUCUUGGAGAAGCUGCUGCCAGUCUGUGAAGACUAUACUGAGUUAGAUAGACCAGUGGUCUGACUCAGUAUAGGGCAGCUUCCUAUGGACGCCACGCCCCUCUCUGAAGCUAGAUAAGGAUUUCAGGUGGAUUUUAGGGAUUGGCGGGUCCUUCGUUCGGCCUCCGAUGCCAGGUUCUGUUUCGAACCGGACUGCAGCAGGAUGAGCGUGAUGGGGCAUAUUUGUUUUUCCUUCCAUGGAGGAUGUGUCUUCUUGCACUCUCCAUGGCUUGCUGGACUUUUUAAUAGAGGGGGAAAGAGCUGGUGGAAUAGAGGGGGAUUUAGAGGCCGACAGAGCAGUAACGGCAGUGCAGGAUCCCCUCUUGGGAACGUGCCGCACGGCCAAGGGAACGUGGCGUGGCCACAAAGCGAUCCGACAGUGCCCCCGUGGUGGCAUUGGCGAGGGGCUUACCUCGUGGGCCAGGCAGACACGAUCUUCCACAAGCAGCCAUAAGGGGCUUAGAGGAGGCUGUUGCUUCAGGGGGGGAGAAUCUGUCUGCAGGACUUUGUGAAGGCUUCUGGGGUGAACACUCCUUUCCCUGCAGGAAGGGCACCUUUCUCAAGCCUGUGGGUCCAAGAUGCUGGGGUUGAUGGCCAGUGGAGUCAUGGCAGGGGAGGUCCAAUCCAGCUCGUGUGGGGCUUGACCACAUAGCCGGGUCUCUCUCCAUCCUGCCCCCCAGCUCCUUCCAGCCCCGCUACUGGAGGGCCACGUUAACGGCAUGAUGGACUGUUAUUACCCCUUUGUAUUACCGCGUCUUGCCUUCACCGGGGUCUCUUUCCUCUGUGGUGGCAGGACUCUCCAAGGACCACCUUGCCUCCUCUUCAUUUGACCAAGAACGUGCCUUACACACUGGUGAAAAACGCCUUCCAGAUUGCACUACUCCCAGGAAAACUUCCUGGUUUUACCUCCUGGUAAACCCAACGGCUGGUUAAUUUUGCAAUAACCACUUGGGGAAACAAAACUGUGUUUCCCCCUCCCAUGGUGGUGUGUACCCCUGAAUGCCAUUCUCUUUCCUUUCUUAAACAAAACAUUCUAUGGUUUCUGUUUACUGGUCCUCCAAAUGACGACAGAGAACUAACGGCUAGACCUGUCAAGCACUCACGGGUGCCAUUGAGACUUUGAGUGAUAGGCAGUCAGGGACAAAGCUAACAGCAAGAUAUAUAUUCUUAGAUACACUGAAGAUUAAAUGGCCCAAAGGGCCUGUGUUGUAAGGAACAUUUGUUGUAGUAAGUUUAAUACCUCAUAAUAACCAGAACUAUAGGAACUCCUGAGAAAUAGGCACACAUGUAGUCAGAAUCACAGGAAGGGGGACUGUUCCCCACGCGACUGGAACUGAACCCCUACCAACUUGUUUUAAAGGAAAAAUAAUAAUUCCACACUUUCAAUUUAUGGUCUGCCAAAUAACCAUAAAGAAAUGGCUAGCCUGCCUUUUAAAAAUCACUUUUCAUUUUCAGUCCUCCAAAUGACCAUAAAGAAGUGGCUAGACUUGCCUGUGUUUUUUUAAAGGCCACUUUUCGUUUUCAGGUGAUCAUAAAGAUGAUCAUCUCCAGAUGAUCAUAAAGGGCCUGCCAAAACAGAGUGCCACACCUUCAGGGCUUUCACGGCUGCUGCAAGUGAGUAGCAGCAUUCAAUCUCCAAUAGACUGCAACCACGGAGUGUCCUCCUACUGUGAUACAACCCUAACAAAUCGGCAAAGGGGAUUUAAAAAGAAAAGAAGAAAAUAUUACAGAUGGACUGAUUUUGUCACUGGAUUCCUUCUGCUUUCCCACAACACUAAACACAUGACUUCUGAAAGCAGCAAAAUAAAGGUCUCUGUUGAGAAAUUCCGAUA
Hemicordylus capensis (graceful crag lizard) is the source of this 4268-nucleotide messenger RNA. RefSeq names its product TLC domain containing 3A (gene TLCD3A). Gene Ontology annotation, biological process: lipid homeostasis; fatty acid metabolic process. The transcript has 5 exons. Gene Ontology annotation, molecular function: fatty-acyl-CoA binding. Gene Ontology annotation, cellular component: membrane; endoplasmic reticulum. The coding region runs from base 188 to 976 and encodes 262 amino acids. The record is from RefSeq and is a predicted model, not a curated record. NCBI's taxonomy places the organism in Eukaryota, Metazoa, Chordata, Lepidosauria, Squamata, Cordylidae.